AUGUCCGAGGAACACAUGAACUCCAACUCAAGCGGGUACUAUUUUGACAAUUCAUCAACAAGGAUCCAGAGCAGCUUCGCGUUCUCAGGACCAGUUUUUGUCAUUCUGAUGGUCAUGAUGGUGACUUUGGUCGUGGUGAUAGUUCUGGGAAACGCACUUGUCAUUUUGGCUUUUAAGGUUGACAAGAGUUUGAGGAGACAAUGCAAUUACUACUUCCUGAAUUUGGCUAUCUCAGAUUUCCUUGUAGGGGCAUUCUGCAUCCCCGUCUAUAUCCCCUACAUCCUGACAGGCAGGUGGACGUUGGGUCGAGGGCUGUGUAAGCUCUGGCUGGUUACAGACUAUCUGCUCUGCUCAGCAUCAGUCUUCAGCAUUGUGCUCAUCAGCUAUGACCGUUUCCUUUCUGUCACCAGAGCGGUAAGUUACAGAGCCAGACAGAGCUUGACUCAUCAAGCCAUAUUCAAGAUGAUUGCUGUCUGGGUGCUGGCCUUUGUCCUGUAUGGGCCAGCUAUCAUAUUCUGGGAGCUGGUGGUCGGCAGAAGCCGCGUGCCCAAGGAUGAGUGCUUCGCAGAGUUCUAUUAUUCUUGGUACUUUCUGCUGAGUGCUUCUAUGUUGGAGUUUUUCUCUCCUUUCAUCUCUGUUGCUUUCUUCAACCUCAGCAUUUACCUCAGUAUACGUAGGAGGAGGCGCCUCCAUAGGGAGCAUCAGCUUCACCAUCAGCUUCAGGCAAGGGAACCUCCCGCUGCCCAGGGGGAAGGAAUCCCUGUGUCCCACAACUGGGGAUUUGGGAUAAAACUGCCUGGAAGAGGCUCCAUCCACUCUCAGACCUCCUCCCCUUGUUUGGGUAAACAGGAUCCCUUGGCCAGCAGGGCUGCCCAGCCUAGCCGUCUGUCCAGGGAUAAGAAAAUUGCUAAGUCCCUGGCCAUCAUAGUAUGCGUGUUUGCCAUCUGCUGGGCUCCAUACACCCUACUGAUGAUCAUCCGUGCUGCCUGCAGAGGGCGAUGCAUCCAGCAUCACUGGUAUGAGGUCACCUUCUGGCUCCUGUGGCUUAACUCAGCUAUUAACCCAUUCCUGUACCCUCUGUGCCACAGUAGCUUCCGCAGGGCCUUCAGCAAGAUUCUCUGCCCAAAACGGUACACAACUCCACCUUCUUCUGUCCUGCGCCCUGGCUAGACAGAAUAAGACACCAUUGAACAAUGUGCCAACUCAACUGAUCGAAAGCAGCUUAAACUGA
Molecule: messenger RNA, 1231 nt
Organism: Cyprinodon variegatus (sheepshead minnow)
Lineage: Eukaryota; Metazoa; Chordata; Actinopteri; Cyprinodontiformes; Cyprinodontidae
Product: histamine H3 receptor-like
Exons: 3
Coding region: 1-1170 (389 amino acids)
Biological process (GO): adenylate cyclase-activating adrenergic receptor signaling pathway
Cellular component (GO): membrane
Molecular function (GO): histamine receptor activity
Source: RefSeq, a predicted model, not a curated record